Molecule: messenger RNA, 1302 nt
Organism: Penicillium bovifimosum
Lineage: Eukaryota; Fungi; Ascomycota; Eurotiomycetes; Eurotiales; Aspergillaceae
Product: wax synthase family protein
Exons: 2
Coding region: 1-1302 (433 amino acids)
Biological process (GO): lipid metabolic process
Source: RefSeq, a predicted model, not a curated record
AUGUAUGGACUGCACAACUCAACAGUCGCAGAUAUCACAGAAUUUGCCUGUUUCUACCUGAUCCAAACUGCAGUCCCAGCUACUCUCAUCGUAACGACCCGAAAAGGGUCUCCCCUGCGCCACCUAUGCGUUCCAUGCAUGAUAUGGAUCGCCGGUCGCUUCAUCCGUCCCUAUGGCUCAUCUGGGAGUCCAGCGUGGUGCCAGGCCAUAACACAACUUAUCAUCGUGACAUUACAGGCAACGAAUGUGCUGCUGCUGAAUCCCCUGGACAAUCUGGACAUCUCGCGCGAAGCAAAGGACAACCAGAGCUUUGUAUCUCACUUCGUCGUCGCCUUCCGUCGACUUACGCAGACCCGUGCUAUUGAUACGCGAUGGCAGGUGAAGAAUGUACCCUCUCAUCCGGCGUAUUAUGCGAGGCGGGAUAUGCAGGUCCCAGUGCGCAAUCGAUUCCUGCUGCGGCAGUUGGCCAUUGCUGCAUGGCAAUACCUGGUUCUUGAUAUUGUGCAAACGAUGUCUGUGCAGAAAUCUAUGGAGCGUGAUUUGCAGAUGACCGGUUCACCUGGAAUUGAAUGGAUGGUGCCGGUGGGACAGUGGGCAGAGCGGAUAAUCACGCAUCUGUCUAUUUGGUUUGUAGUAAAUCGUCUGAUCUGCGAUCUCACAUAUCGAGUGCUGUCGAUAUUAUUCGUUGGAAUUGGAUCAGACUGGCCGUCAGAUUGGCCACCGGUGUUUGGGCGCAUGGCUGAUGUAUUCACUUUGCGCAAUUUCUGGGGGACGUUCUGGCAUCAGUUUAUGCGCCAGCCUUUCACUUCUAUCAGUGAUUUUGUUGCGCGGAGAGUUCUGUGUCUUCAACGGCAUUCGAAAGCGGAGCGGUAUACCAAUCUCUUCAUCGUCUUUCUCAUUUCUGCCGUCUUACAUGUUGUCGUCGAUGUUCUGCAGAGCGUUCCGGCGGAACGGUCCGGCUCCAUGGUAUUUUACCUUGCUUUUGUUCCCGGAAUAAUGUUUGAGGACGCCGUCCAAGGGAUCUGGAAGCAAAUAGCAGCCGUGCCAAAGAGCAGGCAGGUGGGAGAAGCAAGUUUACCGGCCAUUGUACCGCCUUGGAAGCGAGCUGUUGGGUAUAUAUGGGUCAUGCUGUGGCUCGGGGUUACCUCGACAUGGUACUUCACGCCGAUGAUUCAGUCGACACAACCUGAUAUGCAAAUGGUGCCUUUCAGUGUUACGAAGUGCAUUGGGCUCGAUACUGUCGUAAAGAUUGUCGUCGGUGGUGGAGCUGUCAUUGCCUUGGUGUUCGAAGUGGAAAUCUGA